GCGCAGCUCCGCGGGCCUGGAGCGCGGCGGGGUCUUAAUAUGCCCAGACCCGAGGCGCGAUGAAGGAGAAGUCCAAAAAUGCGGCCAAGACCAGGAGGGAGAAGGAAAAUGGCGAGUUCUAUGAGUUGGCCAAGCUGCUCCCGCUGCCGUCGGCCAUCACCUCCCAGCUGGACAAAGCGUCCAUCAUCAGACUCACCACGAGCUACCUGAAGAUGCGCGCCGUCUUCCCGGAAGGUUUGGGAGAUGCAUGGGGCCAGCCCAGCCGGCCGGGGCCCCUGGACAGUGUUGCCAAGGAGCUGGGGUCUCACUUGCUGCAGACUUUGGAUGGAUUCGUUUUUGUGGUAGCGUCUGAUGGCAAAAUCAUGUACAUAUCUGAGACGGCGUCUGUGCAUUUAGGCUUGUCCCAGGUGGAGCUCACUGGCAACAGCAUCUAUGAGUACAUCCAUCCUUCAGACCACGACGAGAUGACGGCGGUCCUCACCGCCCACCCGCCCCUCCACCACCACCUGCUCCCAGAGUAUGAACUAGAGAGGUCCUUCUUUCUUCGCAUGAAGUGCGUCUUGGCGAAAAGAAAUGCAGGCCUGACGUGCAGCGGGUACAAGGUCAUCCACUGCAGCGGCUACCUGAAGAUCAGGCAGUACAUGCUGGACAUGGCCUUGUACGACUCCUGCUACCAGAUUGUGGGGCUGGUGGCCGUGGGCCAGUCGCUGCCGCCCAGCGCCAUCACCGAGAUCAAGCUGUACAGCAACAUGUUCAUGUUCAGAGCCAGCCUCGACCUGAAGCUCAUCUUCCUGGAUUCAAGGGUGACGGAGCUGACGGGCUACGAGCCGCAGGACCUCAUCGAGAAGACGCUGUACCACCACGUGCACGGCUGCGACACCUUCCACCUCCGCUACGCACACCACCUCCUGCUGGUGAAGGGCCAGGUCACCACCAAGUACUACCGGCUGCUGUCCAAGCUGGGCGGCUGGGUGUGGGUGCAGAGCUACGCCACGGUGGUGCACAACAGCCGCUCGUCCCGCCCCCACUGCAUCGUGAGUGUCAAUUAUGUCCUCACGGAUGUUGAAUACAAGGAACUUCACCUGUCGCUGGACCAGGUGUCCACUUCGAAGCCCCAGGACUCAUGGCGGACUGCCUUGCCUACCUCACAAGAAGCCAGGAAAUUAGCGAAACCCAAAAGUACAAAGAUGAAGACAAAGCUGAGAACAAACCCUUACCCCCCACAGCAGUACGGCUCGUUCCAAAUGGACAAACUGGAAUGCGGCCAGCUGGGAGACUGGAGGGCAAGCCCCCCUGCCCACGCCGGGGCCCCCCCAGAACAGCAGCCCUAUUCAGAAGGCGGGGAUCUCCUGUACGCGCCGUCCUACAGCCUGCCCUUCUCCUACCAUUACGGACCCUUCUCUCUGGACUCGCACGUCUUCAGCAGCAAAAAGCCGGUGCUGCCAGCCAAGUUCGGGCAGCCCCAGGGAUCCCCGUGCGACGUGGCCCGCUUCCUCCUCAGCACGCUGCCCGCCGGUGGCGAGUGCCAGUGGCACUAUGCCAACCCCCUAGUGCCUAGCAGCCCGUCCCCGGCUAAACACCUGCCCGAGCCUCCCGUGAACGCAACCCGGCACAGCCUCGUGCCCAGCUAUGAAGCCCCCGCCGCGCGCAGGUUCGGCGAGGACGCCGCGCCGCCCAGCUUCCCGAGCUGCGGCCACUUCGGCCAGGAAGCGCCGGGCUCCUCCAAGGCCGGGCGCCAGGCGGCCCGGGACGCGGCUCCCCGGGACGGGGCUCGGCUGGCGCCGGCUCGCGCGGCGCCGGACUGCUGCGCGCCCGCGGCCCCGGCCCGCGCGCCCCCGGCCCCCGAGCCCGCGCAGCUGCCCUUCGUGCUGCUCAACUACCACCGCGUGCUGGCGCGGCGCGGGCCGCUGGGGGGCGCGGCGCCCUCCGCCCCGGGCCUCGCCUGCGGCCCCGAGCCCGCGCCUGGCGCGCUGCGGCCCGGGCACCCGGACCCGGCCGCCGCCUCGCCACCCGGUGCCCCGCGGCCGCACUACCUGGGCGCCUCCGUCAUCAUCACCAACGGCAGGUGACCCGCCCGGCCACCAGCAGCAGCAGGUGACCCAUCACCAACGGCAGGUGACCCAUCACCAACAGGAGGUGACCUGUCCGGCCAUCACCACCAAACCUGCCCGUCCAGCAGCAGCAGGUGACCUGCCUGACCAUCACCACCGAGUCACGACCAAACCUGCCUGUCCAUCAUCACCAACGGCAGGUGACCUGUCAAUAUCACCACCGAGUCGCCACCAAACCUGUCCGCCAUUGUCACGAAUGGCAGGUGACCUGCCCAACCAUCACCACUGAAUCACCACCAAACCUACCCAGCCAUCAUCACCAGCAGUAGGUGGCCCACCCUGCCAUCACCACUAAACCUAUCUAGCCAUCAUCACCAAUGGCACGUGACCCAUUCAGCCAUCACCACAAAUGCAGGUGACCUUCCUAGCCAUCACCAAUGCAGGUGACGUGCCAGGCCACCACCACCAAACCUGCCCAGCCAUCGUCACCAAAUCUGCUGGGCCAUCACUGCCAAACCUGCCUGGCCAUCGCCAAACUGGCCGAGCCAUCAUCAUCAAUGCAAGUGAGCCGCCCGCUGGGUGCAGGGCAGAGCGCAGGGAGAAGCCAUAGGCCAGCCUUCCCUCCCUCGUUUCCAUCUCACCAGGUCCAGUGGGUGGAGAGGGGCAAGCUGUGUAUGCAUGAGAUGAAUUAAUUUAUACAGAGACAACUAUUUUAAUAGAACUCUACAGCUUUUUAGAACCUAAGAGGUCAUCCAUGCUGCCCGUGGAGAGGAUGGAGGCUGGGGAGAGGUUAACCACCCAACCUGGUUUCCCAGAGGAUUCAGCUCAAUACCCUCCUGUCCAAGCAGCAACCUCAGGUGACCCUGUCUCUGGGGGACACUGUUGCCCUCAGUCUGGAAUCACAGUUAAGGCAUCUUGCCUUGUCCUAAUGCCAAGUAACGGGAUUAGACUAGGCAGCUCUGCAAAUACACACCACUUCAGGAAACUGCAGGCCGGAAGGCCCCUUCCCUUGUUUUUGUGCUAGCCCUGGGGCUUGAACUCUGGGCUUAGGC
Molecule: messenger RNA, 3103 nt
Organism: Dipodomys spectabilis (banner-tailed kangaroo rat)
Lineage: Eukaryota; Metazoa; Chordata; Mammalia; Rodentia; Heteromyidae
Gene: Sim2
Product: SIM bHLH transcription factor 2
Exons: 11
Coding region: 60-2069 (669 amino acids)
Biological process (GO): regulation of transcription by RNA polymerase II
Molecular function (GO): RNA polymerase II transcription regulatory region sequence-specific DNA binding; DNA-binding transcription factor activity, RNA polymerase II-specific; protein dimerization activity
Source: RefSeq, a predicted model, not a curated record